This is a messenger RNA of Myodes glareolus (Bank vole), 6621 nucleotides long. The record is from RefSeq and is a predicted model, not a curated record. Lineage: Eukaryota; Metazoa; Chordata; Mammalia; Rodentia; Cricetidae.
AUACAAUGUAUAGUAAAUCGCUGAGCCCUGCAACUUUGGUUUCGGAAGAAACUUAAGUCUCUGCCGGGAGAGACGGAUUCGCUCUUACCGAGAUGGCUGCCACAUUUGUUUAUGUUGGUGCCGAUUGUUUUGGCCCUGGCGUUAAUCCUACGUGGAGCUCGUUUUGUUAGGGCUCUUGGGGUUCUUUGGACUUUAGAACCCAUCUGUCUGCCGUUCUUGGUUGGCUCCUCCGGACAGCUGAGGCUAAGUCAAUGUUGGCUCAAUUAAGAAACAUCAGGGAGAUAAAUUCAACCCAGUGCUUUUAAAAAUGACUACAAAACGAAGUUUGUUUGUGCGGUUGGUGCCAUGUCGCUGUCUACGAGGAGAAGAAGAGACGGUCACUACUCUAGAUUAUUCUCAUUGCAGCUUGGAACAAGUUCCCAAAGAGAUUUUUACCUUUGAAAAAACUUUGGAGGAGCUCUAUUUAGAUGCUAAUCAGAUUGAAGAGCUUCCCAAGCAACUUUUUAAUUGUCAGUCUCUACAUAAACUAAGUUUGCCAGACAAUGAUUUAACAACAUUACCAGCAUCCAUUGCAAACCUUAUUAAUCUCAGGGAACUGGAUGUCAGCAAAAAUGGAAUCCAAGAAUUUCCUGAAAAUAUUAAAAAUUGUAAAGUUUUGACAGUUGUGGAGGCCAGUGUAAACCCUAUUUCUAAACUUCCUGAUGGGUUUUCUCAACUGCUAAACCUGACCCAAUUAUAUCUGAAUGAUGCUUUCCUCGAAUUCUUACCAGCUAAUUUUGGCAGAUUAACUAAGCUCCAGAUACUAGAACUUAGAGAAAACCAGUUGAAAAUGUUGCCUAAAACCAUGAAUAGACUGACCCAGCUGGAAAGACUGGAUCUGGGAAGUAAUGAAUUCACAGAAGUGCCUGAAGUACUUGAGCAACUAAGUGGAUUGAAAGAGUUUUGGAUGGAUGGUAAUAGACUGACUUUUAUUCCAGGGUUUAUUGGUAGUUUGAGACAGCUCACAUAUUUGGAUGUUUCUAAAAAUAACAUUGAAAUGGUUGAAGAAGGAAUUUCAACAUGUGAGAACCUCCAAGACCUCCUCUUAUCAAGUAACUCGCUUCAGCAGCUGCCUGAGACUAUUGGUUCAUUGAAAAAUGUCACAACUCUUAAAAUAGAUGAAAACCAGUUAAUGUAUCUACCAGACUCAAUAGGAGGUCUAAGGUCUAUAGAAGAACUGGAUUGCAGUUUCAAUGAAAUUGAAGCUUUGCCUUCAUCAGUUGGCCAGCUCACAAACAUAAGAACAUUUGCUGCAGAUCACAAUUACUUACAACAGUUACCCCCAGAGAUUGGAAACUGGAAAAACAUAACUGUGCUGUUUCUCCAUUCUAAUAAACUAGAGACACUUCCAGAGGAAAUGGGUGAUAUGCAAAAAUUAAAAGUCAUUAAUUUAAGUGAUAAUAGAUUAAAGAAUUUGCCUUUUAGCUUUACAAAGCUGCAACAGUUGACUGCUAUGUGGCUCUCAGAUAAUCAGUCCAAACCUCUGAUACCUCUUCAAAAAGAAACUGAUUCAGAGACUCAGAAAAUGGUGCUUACUAACUACAUGUUCCCUCAGCAACCAAGGACUGAAGAAGUUAUGUUCAUAUCAGAUAAUGAAAGUUUUAAUCCUGCACUGUGGGAAGAACAGAGAAAACAACGGGCCCAAGUGGCAUUUGAAUGUGAUGAAGACAAAGAUGAAAGAGAGGCACCACCCAGGGAGGGAAACUUAAAGAGAUAUCCAACACCAUACCCAGAUGAGCUUAAGAAUAUGGUCAAGACUGUUCAGACCAUUGUACAUAGAUUAAAAGAUGAAGAGACUAAUGAGGAGUCUGGGAGAGAUAUGAAACAUGAAGAUCAGCAAGUUGUAAAUAAGGAUAUGGGUGUGAAGACUUCAGAAAGUACUACAAUGAAAAGCACACUUGAUGAAAGAGAAAAGUAUAUAAAUUCUGUACAGAAGAUGAGUGAACCUGAUGCUGAGACCAGUCCUGGAAAUUUACCAGUGACUGCAAAUAUGAAAGUGUCUGGGAACCUGAAGCAUAUUAACCAUGAUGAUGUUUUUGAGGAAUCUGAAGAUCUUUCUUCUGAUGAAGAAAUGAAAAUGGCGGAGAUGCGGCCCCCAUUAAUUGAAACCUCGAUUAACCAGCCCAAAGUUGUAGCACUUAGUAAUAACAAAAAAGAUGAUGCAAAGGAUACAGAUUCUUUGUCAGAUGAAGUCACACACAAUAGCAAUCAGAAUAACAGCAAUUGUUCUUCUCCAUCUCGGAUGUCUGACUCAGUUUCUCUUAAUACUGACAGUAGUCAAGACAACUCACUCUGUUCUCCAGUGAAACAAAUUCCUACUGGUAGUAACUCCAAAAUAAGGCAAGAAGAUGAAAAUUUUAACAGCCUUUUACAAAAUGGAGAUAUUUUAAACAAUUCACCAGAAGAAAAAUUCAAAGUUAAUGAUAAAAAGGAUUUUAAGUUGCCUGAGUAUGAUUUGAAUAUUGAAGAACGAUUAGUUCUAAUUGAAAAAGAUGACUCAAAAUCCACAUCUGAUGAAUCUCGCCAGUUAGACCGUAUCAACAUGAAUCUUAAUAAACUUGUGACAAAUGAUAUGCGCCAGCCAGAAAUCACAGAAAGAUCAAAGGCACAAGAUAUAGUACUCGGAACAGGCUUUUUAAGUGUUCAUCCUAAAAGUGAAGCUCAACAUACAGAAAAUGGAAAUAAGUAUCCGAAUUUGGAAUCCAUAAAUAAGAUAAAUGGUCUUCCUGAGGAAGUCCCACAGUCUUUUGGUAGGAUAGAACCCCAGAAUUCUACUUCUUCUGCUGACAUGAGUGUUUCUAAAAGCACUGAAGAUCUCUCCCCUCUAAGAAGCGGUCCAGUCGGGUCUGUCAUGAAGUCUCAUAGUAUAACUAACAUGGAGACUGGAGGCUUAAAGAUCUAUGACAUUCUUAGUGAUGAUGAUCCUCAGCCACCAAGUGCAGCAGUUAAAAUGACAUCCUCCGUGGACGGGAAGAACAUAGUCAGGAGCAAGUCUGCUACACUACUGUAUGACCAGCCACUGCAGGUCUUCACUGCUUCUUCCUCGUCUUCUGAUUUAAUGUCAGGUACAAAGGCGGUUUUCAAGUUUGAUUCAAAUCAUAACCCUGAAGAUUCAAAUAUAUUAAGAGGUCCCAUAGUAACUGCCCCACAGUCUACACCUCAACUGUAUGGUCCUCCACAGUAUAACGUCCAGUACAGUGGCAGUGCUGCAGUCAAAGAGACUUUGUGGCACCCUAAACAAAAUUCACAAAUAGAUCCUGUCAGUUUUCCUCCUCAGCGCCUUCCUAGAUCAGAGAGUGCCGAAAAUCACAGUUACACAAAGCAUUCUGCAAAUAUGAAUUUCUCUAACCAUAACAAUGUCAGAGCCAAUACUGCAUACCAUUUACACCAGAGACUUGCUCCAGCCAGACAUGGAGAAAUGUGGGCUGUUUCCCCAAAUGACCGGCUAGUUCCAGCAGGAGCUCGGACUGCAGUUCAGCGACAGAGUAGUGUAUCUUCAACAGCUUCUAUGAAUCUUGGUGAUCCUGGUCUCACGAGGCGUGCUCAGAUUUCUGAAGGAGAUUAUUUGUCAUACAGAGAGUUACAUUCAGUGGGAAGAACGCCAGUGAUGUCAGGAUCACAGAGACCGCUUUCUGCACGAGCAUACAGCAUUGAUGGCCCAAAUACUUCAAGACCUCAGAGUGCCCGCCCCUCUAUUAAUGAGAUACCAGAGAGAACUAUGUCAGUUAGUGAUUUCAAUUACUCACGGACUAGUCCCUCAAAAAGACCAAAUGCAAGGGUUGGUUCUGAACAUUCUUUAUUAGAUCCUCCAGGAAAAAGUAAAGUUCCUCAUGACUGGCGAGAACAAGUACUUCGACAUAUUGAGGCCAAAAAGUUAGAAAAGAGUAUGCUGUCAAGGUCCUUUAAUUCCACUCUUACUGCUGUAAGCAGCUCUCACUAUGGCAGCUCUAGGGAUCUGCAUGGCAGCCAGGGCAGCCUUGCCCUGAGUGUUGCAGACGGAAGAGGUUCUGGUGGGCACAUUUUUCGACAUCCUCAGACAUGCAGUCCAGGAGAUUCUUGCCAAGAUGAUAGACUGAUCUCAGGGGAGCAGAGCUACUCAUCAGGUGCACUUAGUCUCAGAGACCUCCCAGACAGCGUGGUGAAAAUGCCUUUGAGUAAUGGACAGAUGGGCCAGCCUCUCAGGCCUCAGGCAAAUUAUAGUCAAAUACAUCAUCCCCCUCAGGCAUCUGUGGCAAGGCAUCCCUCUAGAGAACAACUCAUUGAUUAUUUGAUGCUGAAAGUGGCCCACCAGCCUCCAUAUACACAUCCCCAUUGUUCUCCUAGACAAGGUCAGGAGCUGGCAAAGCAAGAGAUUCGAGUAAGAGUAGAAAAGGAUCCAGAACUUGGAUUUAGCAUAUCAGGAGGUGUUGGGGGUAGAGGAAACCCUUUCAGACCUGAUGAUGAUGGUAUAUUUGUAACAAGGGUACAGCCUGAAGGACCAGCAUCAAAAAUACUACAGCCAGGUGAUAAAAUUAUUCAGGCUAAUGGCUACAGUUUUAUCAACAUUGAACAUGGACAAGCAGUGUCCUUGUUAAAAACUUUCCAGAACACAGUAGAACUCAUCAUUGUACGAGAAGUUUCUUCAUAAGGACUAUAGACAAAAAAGAAGAAGAAGAAGAAGAAGGAAAAAAAGGAAAAAGGAAAAAAAAACAAAUGGGGAAGAUAGCAAGAUUUAUUGGAAGACACUUGGAGGGGAAAUGACUAUUUUGCUUAUUUUUAUAUAUAAAGAAGAACUCAGACAGUUGGCUUGGAACUUGUACAUUACUGAAAUAAUAAUGGAACUGUGGUUAGAGGGAACGAACCACUGUACAGAAGAUAAAAAGAGACUGUUGAAUUUAUAUCAUAUGAAAUUUGUUGUUAGGUUUUUAAGCUUAGCAAAUCGAGGCUACAAAAACAAAAUUAUGUUGUUUUUGUAUAGAACGUAGGUUUAUUUUUGGAUUUCAUACACAUGACUGACUGUAUGCAAGGCAAUAGUUAGCCUUGAUUGUAGCCCAGAGACAGAUGGCAGAGCUAUCUAUCUCAUAGCUUUUGUGCCCUUAUUUUUAUCCAACUGGUAUUAAUGUUUUUUCUGCCGAACUACUUUUUUCCAUGUGGGUAAGAGAUUUGAAGUGUUGGCUUUUGCUAUGUGCAUACUGAAGAGUGGUUAGAUGAAGUUGGUGCUGGUGGGUUCACUUUCCGAGGCCAGAAUAAAACAUUAUUUCCUAUAAAAAUCUGAGGCUAACAGUGGGAAAAAAAAGUUAUCUGAUAAUGUAUUUUUAUUAAUAGAGUAAUGCAAUAAAAUACAUAAUGUCUUUUUAAAAGACAAUAAUUGCAUUUUAUGAGCUCUGCAAGAUCGAUUCUUGUCUUAGCUGUUGAUUAUACAUUUGCUACUGGUGAUUCAAUUUUUAAUUUUUUUAGUUACUGAAGUUUUUAACUCUAAUGUAGAUGCAUGUCCACACAUUUCCCAUACUACGAAGUUCUCUGAUAUUUUUUUCUUUAGCAAAUGGUGGUACUUGCAAUCUAAUUUUUAUAAUUAGUACUCCAUAAUUAAUUUAUAAUUUUUGUUUUAAGAAGCAAAUUAAACCCAAAAGGCCAGUUUUAAGAUUGUGUCUGUUGCCUAUAAUACGAAGUGUCAGAAGGUUUAGGAAAGCCUCUUGAUUUUGUUUGGCCUGGCGUUGCCUUGGUAAAGUGAAAGGAACUGUGGAGUACGCAUGGAGCUAGGAAACCAAAGCAAGUCUGUGAGACUGCGCAGUGAUAGAGAAGUGCUGUGGAGAGCGGUGGAGCAAGGGAUGGUCCCUGAGGCCUACCAGUGUGGAAAGGGUUCAAGUCAAGGGCUGUUCCUCCAGAUCACGUUAAAUGUGAACUCCACACUUGAGAGUCUUUAAAAGGGUUUCUAAGUGUACAGUGUAAUAGUGUUUUACCACCAACUGCCUUUGUUCCUAGUUACUGUAACAAGUAUUUGAUGGUAGAGGUUAUUUUGUUUAUCCAAACCAUUAAUUUUAUUUGCUUUUGUUUUAUGUAAUCAAAUAAAAUUCAAAUGACAUGCAUGGUUAUUUGGACCAAGGAAAGUGCCAUAGGAGACCAGCAACUGUUUUUAGUUGAGGCUAGUCUGAAAACUUUUAUUAGAGCAAUAUUCAUUUCUCAGAUUCAUUUUUAAAUUUCUCAUAUGCAUAAUUUGGGUAUUUUUAAUGUGAUACGCUUUUUCUUCAACCUUGACUUAGUUGAGAAUCUUGGACUAGCUAAAACAGCACCUGCAUUAUUUUUACAGAGUGAGUUGAAGCAUUUCCAUUCUAGUCAGAAUAGUCAGCACUUUUAAAACAUUUGAACUCAAAUUGCACUUCUUUCAGGCUGUUAUCAAUUGGGUAUUGUAUAGUUUUCAUAAUUUUGAUUGAAACCCUUUAACAACUCUUUGUAAAUUUUAACUCAUUUUAGUUGAUUUUUCAGUACUAUUUACAUAGGAAUUGAUUUUUAUGAAUAUAGUAGAAGAAAUGUGCUGUAUUUUGAUAAAAUUCACUUGUAUGUGUUGUAAUCUCUAAAACAAAGAAUGACAAACAGCUUCUUUAA